CAAUUACAAUAGGCGUUUUGAACAGGCUGGUCUGGUUUCAGGUCGCAGCCAAGUGACGGACAUUCGGUAAUGUACUUACCAUACUGACACAUACACGCAGCAACAGCGUAACACUCGGUAGGGAACGGCCGUAUCAUAUGUGUAUGAUACAAUACUCUACAGUCAGGUCAUCCAGGCACCUCGCUGGCCUUUGGUUCCUCAGGCAGGCAGGCAGCGUCAUCGGAUUUGGAGAGCUCCUCAGGCUCACUCGUACCUACUAAGGCAGGUCAUCCUUCUGCCUCGUCUUCCCUCGUGCACCUCUUCCUCCUCUCUCUCCCCUGCCUCACCCCGGUCCCGACCAUCUGCAAGAUGCGAAUUCGCUAUCCUUUUGCAGGCGCCUUCAUCUUCCUCUUCUUCCUAGCCGGCUACAUCGGUCUCCUCCCGCACAGCGAAAACCCCAGCAUCCCCGCCCAAUACCAUCCCAAUGACAAGCUCCUCCACACCGUUACCUUCUUCCUCCUCUCGCUAGUCUUCUACUGGAUCCCAGACACCACCCGACGCCGCACCCUGCACCUGACGCUCCUCGUCUGCACCCUCGGUCUAGGCAUCGGCUCCGAGAUCGUCCAAGGCGCCCUCCCCAUCGGCCGCGACUUCGAUCCAUUCGAUCUCCUCGCCAACCUCGUCGGCAGUCUCGGCGCAGUCGGCCUCUGCAGCUGGUAUCACCGGCGCAUGCUCGAGCGGCGACGCAAGGCCCGCUUCGGCGCCUACGGUGAUGGCGCCGCGGACGAUGUCGAGCUCGGCGUUCCCCACGGCGACGACGACGAAGAGCACCUAGGCCCGCAGGAAACAGGCGUGACUACCCUCGAGCGCGAAGUCGACAAUUGGGACGAGAACGCCGUCGAUAACUGGGAUGACGCCGAUGAUGAGCCUGACCGUGCUGCCUCCGCUUCUUCCAAGAGAACUUCACCGCCGGCUUAUACGCCUUCCCCGGGUGUGGCAUCACCGGGUUCUCAUGGCGAGGAGGCGGAAGGAAAGAGGAACGAUUAA
Messenger RNA from Aspergillus campestris IBT 28561, 1026 nucleotides. Its product is annotated as VanZ family protein. The record is from RefSeq and is a predicted model, not a curated record. The transcript has 2 exons. Bases 349 to 1026 code for a protein of 225 amino acids. Lineage: Eukaryota; Fungi; Ascomycota; Eurotiomycetes; Eurotiales; Aspergillaceae.